AUGUUUCUGUCUGUACCCACACUGACUGCCCUUGUCCCUCUGAUCUCUUUAGCUGGACUGUUUUACUCUGCAUUUGUAGAAGAAAACUUUCCCCAUAGUUGCACCAGCACCAGCAGCCUGUGCUUUUACAGUCUUCUCUUGCAGAUUACCAUCCCAGUGUACGUGUUCUUCCACCUCUGGACUUGGGUGGGUAUCAAGCUGUUUAGACACAAUUAA
This is a messenger RNA of Phascolarctos cinereus (koala), 216 nucleotides long. Its product is annotated as phosphatidylinositol N-acetylglucosaminyltransferase subunit Y-like. Lineage: Eukaryota; Metazoa; Chordata; Mammalia; Diprotodontia; Phascolarctidae. Gene Ontology annotation, biological process: GPI anchor biosynthetic process. The record is from RefSeq and is a predicted model, not a curated record. Gene Ontology annotation, cellular component: glycosylphosphatidylinositol-N-acetylglucosaminyltransferase (GPI-GnT) complex.